Vigna umbellata (rice bean) is the source of this 2282-nucleotide messenger RNA. Its product is annotated as leucine-rich repeat receptor-like protein kinase PXC1. Gene Ontology annotation, biological process: protein phosphorylation. Gene Ontology annotation, molecular function: ATP binding; protein binding; protein kinase activity. The record is from RefSeq and is a predicted model, not a curated record. Lineage: Eukaryota; Viridiplantae; Streptophyta; Magnoliopsida; Fabales; Fabaceae.
AUGAUCAUGAAGCAUCACCGUGUCUUCUUCCUGUUCUUUUUAUUUUUCUUACCGUUUUUCACCUUCAGUCUCCACCACAAUGAUACUCAUGCACUCACCCUCUUCCGCCUCCAAACCGACCUUCACGGCUACCUUCUUUCCAACUGGACCGGCGGAGACGCCUGCGCCGCUGAAUGGCGCGGCGUCCUCUGCUCCCCGAACGGCCGUGUUACCGCCCUCUCCCUACCUUCCCUCAACCUCCGUGGCCCCCUCGACCCUCUCACUCCCCUCACCCACCUACGCCUCCUUGACCUCCACGACAAUCGCUUGAACGGCACCGUUUCGCCGCUCCUCUCCAACUGCACCAACAUCCAACUGCUCUACCUCGCCGGCAACGACUUCUCCGGCGAGAUCCAGCCGGAGAUAUCCUCCCUCAAAUCCCUUCUCCGCCUCGACCUCUCCGACAACAACAUUCACGGCAAGGUUGACUUUCUCUCCAACUUAACUCAACUCAUCACACUGAGACUCCAGAACAACCUUCUCUCCGGUGAAAUCCCUGACCUAUCUGCCUCCAUGCAAAACCUCAGAGAAGUCAACCUCACAAACAACGCCUUCUACGGUCGUUUACCAAACCCCAUGCUGAAGAAAUUCGGUGUCACGGCCUUCUCAGGUAACGAGGGUUUAUGUGGUGCAACACCGUUACCUGUGUGUUCCUUCACCACAAACCCUCCAAACGACAAUGAGAAUAACAACGAAAAUGAACCUUCCCAGACAGUUCCUUCAAACCCUAGUUCCUUCCCAGAAACCAGCAUAAUAGCUCGACCGGGGAAGGAGCGCCAUAAGGGUUUAAGUCCCGGUGCCAUUGUGGCAAUUGUUGUGGGGAAUUGUGUGGCGUUGCUUGUGAUGACAUCAUUUCUAGUGGCGCAUUGUUGCGCGAGGGGAAGAGGGUCUAGUUUGGUGGGGAGUGGGGAGAGUUAUGGGAAGAGGAAGAGUGGGAGCAGUUACAAUGGGAGUGAGAAGAAGGUGUAUGGGAGUGGGGGUGGUGAGAGUGAUGGGACUACGGGCACUGAUAGGAGUAGGCUUGUGUUUUUUGAUCGGAGGAGUGAGUUUGAGUUGGAGGAUCUGCUGCGUGCAUCGGCGGAGAUGCUUGGGAAGGGUAGUUUAGGGACGGUUUAUAGGGCGGUGCUUGAUGAUGGGUGCACCGUGGCGGUGAAGAGGCUGAAGGAUGCCAACCCUUGCGCCAGGCAUGAGUUUGAGCAGUAUAUGGAUGUGAUUGGGAAGCUUAAGCACUCUAAUGUUGUGAGACUCAAAGCCUAUUACUAUGCCAAAGAGGAAAAGCUUCUUGUCUAUGACUAUCUCUCCAAUGGAAGCUUGCAUGCUCUUCUUCAUGGGAACCGUGGUCCGGGGAGGAUUCCAUUGGACUGGACUACUAGAAUAAGCCUGGUGUUGGGAGCAGCAAGAGGUCUAGCGAAGAUCCACGCAGAGUACAGCGCAGCAAAAGUGCCUCACGGGAACGUGAAAUCUUCGAACGUGCUUCUAGACAAAAACGGCGUCGCCUGCAUCUCGGACUUCGGGCUAUCACUCCUCUUGAACCCGGUUCACGCCAUUGCACGACUGGGAGGGUACAGGGCCCCCGAACAGGAACAGCACAAGAGGCUGUCUCAGCAAGCUGACGUGUACAGCUUCGGGGUGUUGCUGUUGGAAGUUCUCACAGGAAGAGCUCCUUCGUCGCAGUACCCUUCACCGGCUCGUCCCAGAAUGGAGGAAGAGGAACAGGCCGUGGUGGACCUUCCCAAAUGGGUUCGCUCCGUCGUGAAGGAAGAGUGGACCGCAGAGGUGUUUGACCAGGAGCUUUUGCGCUACAAGAACAUCGAGGAAGAGCUUGUGUCCAUGUUGCAUGUGGGGUUGGCCUGUGUGGUGGCGCAGCCGGAGAAGAGGCCAACUAUGGAAGAAGUUGUGAAAAUGGUUGAGGAGAUCAGGGUGGAGCAAUCGCCACUUGGGGAGGACUAUGAUGAAUCGCGCAAUUCGCUUUCACCUUCCAUUCCCACCACUGAAGAUGGUCUACCUUAGGAGUAUGUUCAAAUCUUAUUGUAUGGUAUAUACAAGAUUAAUUAAUGUCAUAUGCUACUUACUUUCACUGCAGUGAUUAGCUCCUCUUUCUGGUUGCAUUAUCUCAGUGCACGUUACCUUUUGCUUUUGCUAUAACUGUUCUUUGUAAAAUUUGUGAGUUCUGUGGAAUUCCAUUGUCGAACGUGACACAAAUCUGAAUUAUCGAUGCUCUUAAUAAUUAUUGUCUUGUUGAA